AUGUCAAUGUGCAGUCUCUUGAUUUUAGCCACACUUUCGCUUUCGUUGCUGUCCACUUGCCGUGCCGACCUCAUAUCCGAUGUCUGCUCGGCAUCCAUAUACCGGGCUUUCUGCUACCGAACCCUAAGAUCCGACCCGGCCGCCCGCGCAGCGAAGGACCUCAUAAGCCUCGGCAAAGUCGUGGCCGGGAAGGCCAAAGUCGCCUCCUAUGACGUUUCCGUCAUCUCCAAGAAGGUUGGCGGCCCGGCAGCGAACACGUGCGUCGAGGUCAGCGUCGAUGCCAUGGAUUUUCUCGACGAGGUGUUGGGUUACCUGAGAAAGCCCGGGAGCGGGACAAAGGACGAUCUUCUGACCAAGGCCUCGGCGGCUUUGAGUGACUUGUACACUUGUGAUGACGAGUUUGGCCGCCGUGAGCCGGUCAAGCUUAAGGCGGCCAACGCCAAGGCCAAGAGUCUCGUUAGUAUACUGCUAACUAUUGGGAACAAGAUGUGA
Messenger RNA from Striga hermonthica, 492 nucleotides. Lineage: Eukaryota; Viridiplantae; Streptophyta; Magnoliopsida; Lamiales; Orobanchaceae. The record is from the annotation of a GenBank genome assembly.